Molecule: messenger RNA, 6590 nt
Organism: Lethenteron reissneri (Far Eastern brook lamprey)
Lineage: Eukaryota; Metazoa; Chordata; Hyperoartia; Petromyzontiformes; Petromyzontidae
Product: membrane protein BRI3-like
Source: RefSeq, a predicted model, not a curated record
CAUUGUUGACAUCAAAGCCGUGGGGCGGCUACCAGCUACGGGAGCUGCUGUUGCUGCUUGUGGUGGUGGUGGUGCUGGUGGUGGUGCUGGUUGUGGUGGUGGUGCUGCUCAAUCUCUCUCCGCUGCUGGCUUGCCGCUAUCCUCCUGGUCCCGGCGACAGCGCUGUGAUACAGCCGGCACAGCAGACACACACACACACACUCUGCUGCCGUGGCCUACGACAACACUCGGGCUCGCUAAGAGAGAGAAGCGUCGCCUCAAAACGAACAACAACAUCAUCAUCAUCAUCUACGACGACGGUCGUCGCUGCUGGGGACAAGCGGAUUGAUUGAAGGUUGUGCAAGGAAGCAAGGAGAGAGACCGUCUUCUGCGGCACUUGAUUCACAGCAGCAGCAGCAUCGCCGUCGUGGCGUUAGCGAGGGGUGCGUUUCAUCAUCAGCAGCGCCACUGUGCCCACCACCACCACCGCCGUCUUCGUGGCGCGCGUGGGGAACCACGGAGGCGAUUUACAACGUCGAGGAACUGUUUAACAAAAAAAGGGCCGCCUCAACAUCAACAAAUACCAACGUGCGAAAACUACACAACGACAAAAAAAACAUCAACAGCCGAAAGUCAACAACAACAACAACUGCUAACUACAUCAUCAACACCGUCCGCAAUAAACCAGCAGCAACAAGAACAACAACAGUCGACGACGACUUCUACACAAACUGCAAGAACUUCAUUAUCAACAAGAAGAUCGACUACACCAUCGUCACCACCACCACCACCAUCGUCAUCAAACUGCAUAGACUUUAACCCGAGUGCCGUGGUAUACAUUGUAAACACACAAGGACGAGUUGUCAACCUCACGGCACCACCAGCGUCGUUUGGCGAGUUGCUCCUCGCGUCGUGAAGGAAGGCGGCCGGGAGGGAGCGAGCAAUGGAGAGCUCGAAGCCACUGCUGGAUGAAAGACCCCCUCCCUACACGCCUGGUCCCGUGGGAGAAAGGGGGGGACCCCCACCACCGCCAGGCUACCACCCCGGUGGUGGUGGUGGUGGCGGCUAUGGCACCAUGCAGCCCGCACCACAACAGUACCAACCCCGAGGCCACCCCUACCAACAACAACAGCAACAUCAGCAGCAACAUCAACCGCAGUUCCAGCAGCAGUAUCAACCGCAGCACCAUGCAGGGUACACUGUGAUUGCCCCUGCGGGGUACGCGGGCGCCUACCCCACCAUGGUGCAGCCGGACUCCUCGCUCAUGCAGCCCCCCAUCACCUCCGUGCUCGUUGUGGGGGGCUGCCCCGCGUGCAGGGUGGGCGUGCUGGAGGACGAGUACACCUGCCUGGGCAUCUGCUGCGCCAUCCUCUUCUUCCCGAUCGGCAUCCUGCUCUGCCUGGCGCUGCGGGAGCGCCGCUGCCCAAACUGCGGCGCCGUCUUCGGCUGAGGACGCACCCGGACUCGCGCACGGAGAGAGCGCCCCGGGGUUCAGCCCGAGUGUAACCCUGACCGCCCCCCUGACCCCACUCCCAACUCUGAGCCCCUAACCGUGAUUCCAACAAUAAACCCCGUGACCAUGAUAUGUACAGUUGCCCCCCCACCUCAUCUUGACGUGAACGUUGACACCCUAACCCCAACCUCAACCCGAAACCAUUGACCCUAACCCUGGCUCCUAACGCAAACCCCUAACCCUAUCUAUGCCCCUAACCCUGACCCACUAACCCCAACUCCCAACACUAAAUCACUAACACUAGAUCUGAGGCUAACUGUAACCCUCGCUCUUAACUGUGCGUCACUCGCAUCACACCACUCGCACCGCAUCACUUCACUUACAAACUCAACUCGCCACACCACCUACAUGCACACAUAUCACCAUGCUGCUUACCAAACCACCACACCACCCAUCUCGCGCCUCACCACCCAACUCACCACACCACCAAACUCGCACCACACCACCCAGCUCACCACAGCACACCACCCAACACACCACCCACACUGCCCCAGGCACCUGACUGCAGGGGUGUCACGGAGUGGACGGUGGGUCUGUGCGUGGGUGUGUUGUACACGUGCAAUUUGUACCACAGUAUUUACGUUUGUAAAGUGUUUGAAUGCCGGCAUAGCUAAUGGGAAAUGGAACUCAAGGGUGUAUUUGGGAAUAUAGGGGGUGGUGGAUGUUGGCUAUUCGUGGUGUGUGUGUGUGUGUUCCCUAAAUGACAUCGAUGUCACCAUAUUUUCUGGAUUAUAAAGACGCUCCAGAAAGUAAAAGAAGCACUCCAACCUGGUGCCCUGAUGCUAAAAAUAGUUGAACACGUAGUAGUGGUAGUAGGAGACGUUCGCGACCAUUAUUGUCCAUAAUUGAGGUUUUUCUUUUUUGGGUAAGAUCGCGUCGGAGGAUUUCUCCACAACUCUGGCUGCAGCCUGAUGAGGCUGGUUGUUGUAAUUACCGGCGAAAUGUCGUGGUGUUUGUAACCCAACACAAGUGGUGUGCUGAACUAGUAGCGAAUUGGCACGUUUUGUUUACGGAACACUACCUUAGUAAUUGGCUGCGUGGGGUGACAGCGGGUUUAGCUACACAUUUAUAUUUACGCGAUCUAACCCAAAAGAAACCCCCUCUAUUAUGGAUAAUAAAGUUAUAACAAAUCUGGUUUCUCUCGCGCGCAACAAAGACAAAAGUCCCCUUUAUAGCCUUAACAGACUGUUGGGGCAAGUGCUGUUAGCGAGCACCUAUGAAGGCGCACACACGUGUGCACACACGCACGACUUACCGGAUUAUAAGUUCCCCCCCCCCCCAACCUCUUCUUAAACAUCAGCAGAAUACGGUCAUGACGAAGCUGGGGUUGAUGAUCAUGCAAUGAUGGGAGCUUUGAUUUAGUGGGUGGUGGUGGUGUGUGUGAGCAGUUCUCCUUCCUAUCCUGUGAGGCAUCGGCUGUGGGAGGCAGUACAGCAAGCGGGUGUCGAGGCACGAGGCUCCGCGUGGCGGAGAGUGUGCGACUGGGUCUCUGCGUGGGUGGAUUCUUCCUGGCCACUGGAAAGAGUAAUUGGGCAAAUUUCCCAAGCAGAUCUCCAGCCUGGCAGUAUAGUACAAUCUUGUAGAUUCUGAAGCCUUUCUGGCUCAAGAUUUUGAAUCUAAAUGCCGUUCUUCGCACAUUUUCAGAGGGGGGGGGGGGGCACUUUCGCUGAUAAGACAUCACGAGUGUGAGGGCCGCCACCCAUUUGAAACCAUUGGGAUUUGACAGCGGCACGAUGGGGGGUUGUUUUUACAUUUGUGUAUUGUCGGGGGCAGCACUGAAGGUGACCAGUGGCCCGCAGGCCUUUGCGAUGGAGAACACUGGCCUAAAUUAUCCAGGAAAGCCUCGCUUGGUCUCAUGAAUCAUUUUCAGCAGGGCCCUGCAAUGGUGUCUUUGGCCAAUUCCUGCUUGUCGAGUGUUGUGUACGUGCGAAGAAAAACCCCACCGUGCGUACAAGGGGAUUAACGGAUUUGGCACUUCAACCCACUUGCUGGACUGCUGCCUCUUGCAUCCCAGCCGGGAUCCCACGGACCACGUCCACGGCACCGGCUCGCAGGCAUGCGCCACCGUGCCAGGCUAAGUGCGCAAACGGGCGGGGAGGGAGGGGGUGGUGGUUGCGUACGACGUGAUGACACGGAGGAGUCGAAUGUGCCACGAAGAAACGUCUCGUGGCUUCCACAUCCCCAGACAGACGCUCAUGUCCCCGCUCGUGGGCCCCACCCUGGAAGGGGCGGUGGGCCCAGUUCUCCCCCUUCACUGGGCCCUGUCGCGUCCAACUCGGGCUGCUGUUCGCAACAUUUGUUUCCCCCCCCACACUGUGUUCAGCGCUUUGUAUCGGGCUCGCGUUGAGUUGUAACGAGACAAACAUCUCGCGGUAACAUGCGCAACUGCAACGAGAUUACCGUGAUUCUCAUCGUCGUCGUCGUCGUCAUGCCUCGGGUGCGAAGCAUGAGCUGCUGUGGGGUAGUGCAGGAAGGAGGAGAGAAUGGGUUGCCGUGUGGACCGGGAGGAGCCGAGAGGUUGCCAUGGACGACCGUGCGGAGGGAGUUUCGGACGUCACCCACAAUACGCACGCAGAGCUUGUGAUUUUGUCAAAGUUGCCGUGGUUGCCUGAAAUUUACUUGGUGGGGGCCCAUGGCGUUCGUGACGAGCUCUUGUCACCGUGAUAGUACGUUAAACUUCUUUCGCACCCUACGUAGUCAACCGUACUCAUCGGAGGUGCAGGGGAAGGACAACAAACUCGACACAAAAAUCAGUUCUAAAGAAAUUCAUUUUCAAUCAAGAUUAAAAAUGAAGAAGCGUUCCAGACGGCCACGGAAGUGCAUCGGAAAGUGCGUUAAUGGCUAGCCAUAAGCCUCUGCGAGGAUGACCGAAGUUCGCGUGAUGGUUUAGUCUCCUUGAUGAGAUCAGCAACCAGUUGUGGCGAGCGCUGUGUGUGUGUGUGUAACGAGUGCGACCUCAAUGCAACCGGAAGCCAAUGCAGCUCUGCGAGCACCAGACAGACACGGUAUCAUCGGCUCUUGCAGUCACCCAGCGGCGCGUGCGUUUGCCAGCCUCGUGCCCUCCGUCCUGUGUUCCGUUUUAUCGGCAGAAAGGAACGGGGAGGGGGGGGCGUAAAAAGCCACGCUUCUCAUCAUCCUCCCAGCAAUUCGGUGCCAAUGGGCAUUCUGGGAAAUGGAAUUGUGAGGUUUGAAUCCAUGUGCGUGGAGCCUUGAUUGUGUUGCCUUGUUGCAUGCGUGGUAGCAGCGGCGUUCGUUUUCUUCCCCACGAAGUCAAAACGCUCACUAAUAAUGGCAUUGGCCACACGGCCACAGUGUGGCAGGACCCUCCUGAACAAAACCAUAUUCUUGCCAACUCGGUGAGGCCCAUUAUCAACUGUAUUAAAACACGUCCACUAUCGUCAUAACUGAACUCACUAACAAUUAUGUUUACCCAAAAUUCCUGAGAAAUUGUUUGCGACUGCAAAUGUCGCAAUCGUGUGUUUUGUCUGUUUCACGGCAUUGUUAAUGACAAAUGUUAGGGGGUUGAAUGUCUGUGUUCUUGUGUUACCACUGCCAACAGAUUCGUAUUAUUUUUUUUAUAUGGUGGGCUUAUUUAAUAGGGGGAUGGUUUUGUGUUUGAAAUGCCACAGUAUUACCAUUAGUAGUAUUCACGGCCUAUGGGAGGCCAAGUUCUCACCACGUUGAACACAAGCUGUGAGUCGCCCCUUCCCCACCUCACCUCCUCCCCCACCUCCCUCCCCCUCUCCCCACAACCCCCCUUCCCCUCACCUCUCACCCCCCUCCUAACCCCAGCACGGCCGCUGCUGCUGCUGCUCCAUAACGUUUAUAACUCCGGUUCUCGACCCGCGAGUCGCCAGGCUGCGGCACGGAUACCGUGCGGGAGAAAUGUUGGAAUCACACGGGGGGGGGGGGCGGUAGACGUUGUGGCGACAAAACACAGUGACUCGACACGCCAAGAAACCGCAGUGGCACCAUCACUUUCGACAUGAGCUGAUCUCCGUAACCUGGGAAGCACUGCAGACCUGUGGGUCUUGAGUGGUGGGGGUGGUGGUGGGGGUGGUGCCUUAGCGAACCGGUGAAGAACCGUUGGUCUCAACCAGUGGGUCUUCACUCAUCUUCAGAGGGGGGAGGGGGGAAGGCCAUUUUCGCGGAUAAGACAUCAGUUGUGAGGGCCACCACGCAUUUGAAAACAUUGUCGGGUGUGACAGCCUAACAAUGGGUUGCGUUUUCACAUUUUGUGUAUUGAAACAGCGAACUUAACAAAAAAACAUUUGACCAGGUAAGGCCCAUCGAGCUAUUUCAGCUCUUUUUUUUGCCCAACGCGACCCGGCCACAAAUGACAGCUCAACGAAGUGGCUUGUCAUCACGUGGCUUAUCACGUGGACAUUGAUAGCAGACAAAUACUCUUAAAGGCGUGAGGUUGAUUCUAAAUGGGGGGGGGGGGUGGGGGCGGGGAACCGGAGAAAAAUCCACGCGACCACGGAAGAGAUGGAGAGACGCAAACUCCACAACGAUACAGCAGCCAUCAAGGGUCGGGAUCGAACCCACGCCCUCCUGUAUACCUGGCGAGGGAGUCAACAUCGUCGUUUGUGGCCGCACUAAAGGCCACCAGGGGACGCCAGUGGCCUGCGGUUAUAGGGUGUGGAGGGAGAGGCAGAGGUCGCAACCGGGUACCCGAUACCCGUACCCUACCCGAUACCCAGCUACCCAUACCCGGCCGAGUACGGGUAGGCUGUGAGUCACUGGUGAGUAACCGUUUGUCACUCAUUUCGGGUAGGGUACGGGUAGGUUACGGCUACCUGUACCCGGCCGGGUACCCAUUUGCGACCCUUGUAGGGCCGGCUAAGGAAUCAAAACCCGUUUGUGGCCUCUGGGGAGAGGUGCGCGUGGAUGUUGGGUGAGAACGUGGGCCUGGGGCAAGGGGGCUUGAUUACACACCGGUUGACGGGGGGCGGCGGGUGGGGUGUAGGAACCAUUCGUUCACACGUCGCACAACUUUUAACGUGCUAAAUAAUAUAAGCUACCGAUGUUUAAGCUCGGAAUAAAGUAACGUAGAAAAAUUGUCAAAACAAAAUGUAAUAAAACCGUUUACAAAAGC